CAGUUUAAAAUCGACGAAGUCAGCAUACGCUUUCCCGGCGGUCAUGUAACCGAGUCACUGGAGAACUGUUGGAGUUGGUCCUGGUCUGAUGCAGCACUCUUUCUCCUGAGUCGACACUUUUGCAGCACUUUCAUCUCCUUUACGACUGACUCUACGUCUGACUCGCUUUACGUCUGAUUCUCAUAAUAAUAUGAGAAACCCGAUCAUUGUAGCGUCAUUUUCUCAUGCUGUGGCUGUUUAAAACUGUUAUUUCAUUAUUGCGUGACUAGUGGCCACAGUGGAAUUUGUCAUUUUAUCAGUAUUAAGUGACUCCCUCGGAAGAAGACGAGUGGCAGUAAAAGAAUCGCUUUUAGCCAGUCAUUGCCGUGGCCUCCGAUAGUGGCGAUAGCAACAUGGACAGAGAAAUUAUCUUGGCCGACUUUCAGGCCUGCACUGGAAUUGACAACAUUGCAGAGGCAAUCACUCUAUUAGAGCUAAAUAAUUGGGAUUUAGUGGCUGCCAUUAAUGGAGUGAUACCACAGGAGAACGGAAUCUUGCAAAGUAAUUUUUCUAGCGACGUCAGUGAGGCCAGCGUAUAUGGACCUUCCAACCAAACAGAAGCAGCAGAUGCAGCAGCCGGGGGCUCGGCUCCUCAUUCGUCAUCGUUGCCAUCAUCAUCAUCCUCACCAUCACCCUCUGCUUCUGCAUUUUGCCCUAUCAACUCUUCUGCCCGGCACAUCAUUGAGCGUCAGCCCCGAAUGCUCAACUUCAGAGUUGAGUACAGACAGCGAACAGUCGAACUGGUACUGGAGGAGAGCAACACAGUCGGUGAAAUCAAACAACUUCUAGAGACAGAGCUUGGUGUUCCAGUGUCCAAAAUGCAGCUGAAGGGCUGGAAAGGUGGAGAUGUGUCAGAUAGUAUGGUGCUGAGAAGUUUACACCUACCUAAGAACAUCAGCCUCUAUGUUUUGACUCCUGACAUCGCUCCUGCUGCCAGCACCAGCAAAAACAGCGCUCACUCAGAGUCUCUAAACCAGAACUAUCUCUUGGUCAUCAGUCACCACGAGGCCCAGAGGGAAUACAGCUUAAACUUCCCUGGUUCAAGAACCAUUCAGGAGGUAAAGAGGAACAUUUCAGACUUGACUAACAUCCCUGUCAGACAUCAACGCUGGGAGGGUUGGCCUGCAUCAGCUUCGGAUGACUCUAUGACGUUAGCUGGCUGUGGGAUCAGCUAUCCAUGCCAUCACCUCAGUGUUUGUCGAAGAAGCUUGCCAGCCAAUGCCCAGGAGCCUACAGAAGAGUGUGCUGAUGUCCAUAUGGUCAGUGACAGUGAAGGGGAUGACUUUGAAGACGCAUCUGAUUUUGUUGUAGAUGAUUCUGAAAUGUUUGGAAUGGGGUCCUCCAGCUGUCGGAAAGCACCAAUGAUGCCAGAAAACAGUGAAAAUGAAGCUGAUGCCUUAUUGCACUUUACUGCUGAAUUUUCUUCGAGGUAUGGAGAAAAUCAUCCAAUGUUCUUCAUUGGGUCUUUGGAGGCAGCAUCUCAAGAGGCCUUUUAUGGCAAAGCUAGAGAGAGAAAACUUCUGGCCAUCUACCUCCACAAUGACGACAGUGUCCUAAGUAACGUAUUCUGUUCCCAAAUGCUGUGUGCCGACUCUAUCGUCUCCUACCUGGGCCAGAAUUUCAUCACAUGGGCUUGGGAUAUCACUAAGGAAGCUAACAAAUCCAGACUACUUACUAUUUGUACGAGGCAUUUUGGCAGUGUGGUGACACAAACUAUACGGACGUACAAGACAGAUCAGUUCCCCCUGCUGCUAAUAGUCAUGGGCAAGCGCACCUCUAAUGAAGUUCUUAAUGUUAUUCAAGGUAACACCACAGUGGAUGAGCUAAUGAUGAGGUUAAUGGGAGCAAUGGAAAUCUUCACAGCGCAGCAACAAGAAGAUAUCAAAGAUGAGGACGAGCGUGAAGCAAGGGAGAUGGUGAAGCGAGAGCAGGAUGAGGCUUAUCGCCUAUCUCUGGAGGCAGACAGAAAAAAGAGAGAAGCCCAAGAAAGAGAAGAGGCCGAAAUGGUUCGCCUGGAGCAGAUGAGAAAGGAGCAGGAGGAGGAAAAAGAGGCCAUCCGCUUGUCAUUAGAGCAGGCCCUGCCGCCAGAGCCCAGCGAAGAUUCAAGAGAACAAAUCAGCAAGUUGCGGAUCCGCACACCAAGUGGCGAGUUUGUGGAAAGACGUUUCCUCUGCAGCUGUAAACUUCAAGUUCUCUUUGACUUUGUGGCUUCCAAAGGAUUCCCAUUCGACGAAUUCAAGCUGCUCACCACCUUUCCCCGUAGAAAUAUUACCCAGUUGGAUCCUGGUUCUACACUUCUGGAGGCCAAGUUGUAUCCACAGGAGACUCUUUUCCUGGAGGCUAGAGAAUAGACUCUGCCCUUCAACACCUGAGAGUUAUUGUCAAACUGAAGGACUGGCCGGAGAUACACUAGUCACCCGAGCAUGGGCUUCAACGUUUGGGCCUUCAAGACAAUACUCACACACAUACUCUCACAUUUAAGCUAACAAGAGAGCCCAACAUAAACACAUUCACAGGCAUAACCAGUGACACACAAGUGAAAGUAUGCUCCUCGGCCUGGUCGCUGUACGUGGACGAUUAGCGUGUGCUCGCUGCACAGAGGAGAACAGACCAGUAUCACAAGCACACAGCCAAACACUAGUCCCGCCUCUUCCUAUCUCUCCGACGUAUAUUUCACUAUGUUGUGUUUCUACUGUUGUGUCAUUAAUUCACCAUCACAACCAAAACAGCAUUAAAAGACGGACUUGGACUAUGUUUGUUUUAGGAAACAAAUAUUGUGAGCCACUCAGCGUUUUCCAUAAUGCAUUUAAGGCUGCUUUUUUAGAACAUGGUUUUGUGUUUGGAAUUUAAAAAAUAAUAAUACUGAAAAUUGAAUAAAUAAUAAAAAAAAACAAAAAAAAACCCAAAACAAAACAAAAACAAAAGAGAUGUUGCCCUGCACACACUCGGGCUGUUUUGAUUUCAAACUGCAGUGAUGUCUUCAAAACACCUCUCUCAGAAGUGGCUGCCCUCCUUUUCUCCAGGUUUUAUCGCACGCCAACAGUUUUCUUUUUUGGGGAAUAUUUUUAAGUUUGAUGCUGUAUUAGUUUAGUUUGACAUUCAUUAUAUAAAAUAUAAAAUUAUGAAUCAAUCUGUCUCACCCAGUUAUGUCUACACACUUAACAUCUGAGUCAUCAUAUUUAUUUCACCCUCGUUGAUGUGAUGUGCGCUUGUUGACUUGCAGAUGGAGACGGCUCCACGCUGUUGACACCUCACUAAACUCCUGAGGAGUCUGAGGGUGUCUGCUGAUGCUCGUCUAUUUGUUUGGUCCAUCUCAGAUGUUCACCCCUCCUGAAUCCCAAAAGCUAGGAUGCAGAUUCCAAGUAAGGAAAGGGUUAAUGGAUCUUGUUCACAAGUGAUGUUCUUUUCUCUUAACGGCUGUGACAACCUGUUAUCCCACUCUCCUCUUCGCGCAGGGUUGGAGACAUGUAACGUCAGCUGUAAAUGCUCAGCUUGUCAAGAGCCACUUCUAAAAGGGCAUCUUUUCUACACCCUGACUAAAAUGUGAGGAAAAAGAUUGCUUGUUUAAAUGACAUUGCACAACACCUGGAUGUUGUAAUUGACAAUAAAUGGCGAUCAAACCAAGUUUUCGGAUGAAGAGCACCGAAACUCUAUCAUUGUGGCACCCUGAUAGGAAGUGCCACCUCACUUCAGCGUAAUUGGAGUGUAGCAGUUGGUAGAUGACUUCUAUCACAAUGGAGUCAUCUUCAUAUUUCUUUCUCUGCAUUUGCUGGCUUUCUCCAGGAGCUGACAACAGAAGAAAAAGUAAAUUACCAGGGAACUUGUGCGACACUGCAAGGCUCCGCAAGGUCACUGGUGCCCAGUGUUUUUAUUGAUGCUCCACUUUAUUAGUGUCUGGGCUUCAUGGCUGGAUGAAACAAGUUCACACAUCUUGAUUACAAUCUCUGUAGCCUGGCCCUGGGGCCAAACUUGGCAGUGUUCCAUCAACACAAAGUUUUGGAUUUGUGUCUUUGAAUCUCCGUUUCCACUGAACUUUCUGCGCUCUUUUAUUAUAGUUUGUCACGGGCCACCUGCUAUUAUCAACAAGCGCUCAAGUGAGAUGAGAUCAGGAGGACUUAGCCUCCAUCUGUAGGACGUCACAAGUGCGAAUGGAGGUUUAGAACAUCACCAGAGACUCAGUGAAUGCUACAAGAGAAAUAUUAGAAAGAAAUAAGAAGGUAAGUUGGAGUUAACCUCGGCACAGACUGGGGAAAAAAGGGGGCACUUUGACGCUUUUUGUGUGUGUCAUGGGGUUCAUUUCAUCCCUGGUAGAUUUCAUCCCUGGUAGUAGAAGAGCAACUAGUUGCAUUCCAAAUGCGUCGAUGACUCAGCGAUGCAUCGUCUCUUCAAUCCGAAGAGCAGGCUGCCAUGCACGAAGGUAGACUUGCACUUGAAAAAUGUAGACUUGGUAUGACUAGUGUGUGUGUCAUGCGAGCGUCUGACAGAGCAUGUGUGCUUGUGCUGAGGAUUUUUGUGUCUCGUUUCUCACGCAAGCAGUGAGUCGUCUUAAUGUGUUCAGUCAGACACACUUCCACUGGUUCGACCAGACAAGACCAAGUGCUGAAGGCACUGGCGAGAGGUGCGAGAGGAAACGCUGCGGGACAAAUUUGUCUGGGUUCAUCAGAAACAUUCACGUUUCUCAUCGAAUUGCAGGUGAAGUGAUGAGAAAAACACUGUGCGUGAAAGUAUUUACAAGAAGAGGUGAUGAAUGGGAGAUGGCAUUCUCACCUACAGGAAUGCUGAAUUAACUCUGAGUGUAAUGAUAUGUAUUCAUCCUGUUGCUCUUCUGUUUUAUUUACACAAAAGAUCCAGAAUCUUUAAAUGGAAUUUUAUCACAGCUGAGUUUUUGACUGGCUCCCAAAUUGUGCCUCAUUUUUUGUUACUUUGUUCCCACAUGUAUGCAGAAUACAUUCUAGCCCAUAAUUCUUUCCUGGUUGUAUCAUAGUUACUUGGUAGAGCCGCUUUUUCUUAAAUUAACGUGACCUAAUAUUCUGUUCAUCGUCAGAAGCUUUAAAAAUAUUGUAAUAUCAUUUUAAAAAAUGAUAAUACAUUUCAUCUUGUCCAGCAAUGUAUAUAUGUUACUGCACCUUUUCCAUAAGCAAAAUCAUGUCGUGCCUUUAUCAUUUUGAACUUGGAAAUCUGACUAUUUUACUUACUGACUAUUGCUUUUUAUUGUGUUAUAACUGAGAAAGUCAAUUGUGUAUGUGAAACGGAAUUUCAUUUCUAGGUCAUGUGAAAUGUCAGCAAUUUUGAAAGGCCUUAUAGCUUCGAAUAUCAUGAGUUCCAAGUGUUCUCUAUUAAUAUUUAUGUUCAUCUUUUAAUUACAUGUUCCAUCGGCUCCAUAUAUCUGUCCAGCACUGCACACAUACACUAUUUGCUCUACAAAUGUGUGUUUACAGUGUACAGGCUAAAGAGUUCAGUUGUUGGAAGCGGUGGACUGACAGGUGCUCCAUGGCCCCUCCUCCUCAGGAGAUCACUGUCAAUAGCUCAGAUGCUCUCAGGCAUGAGAUUACAGUUUCUAACAUGGGAGCGUCUGAAUUUGAUUUGCACAGACACGUCUUUUGGGGCGUCUGCCGAUUGUGGGGAUUGGAUCGGAAAUAACGCUGAGACAUAACGUGACUGAGUUGUUUUUGUGUUUCUCUGAGAGGUUCGACAUUACGCAAAGUGAUGGAUAGCUGAUUAGAUAGUUUGAAAAAUACAUGCAGUUUUCAUCCAUCAAUCUGCUCAUUAAUGUAGCAUGAGAUCCAUGUAGAAUGGACAUGUGCAGCCAACAAUUAACGGUGUCUACAAGGAAGUUGUGACUAGACCGGCAUCGUCCCAAAGUAUUCAAUGCACGUUCUGGUCACGGAAAUCGCUAUUAGCUCCAUUGCAUUGGGCGUUUUCAGCAGUAAAGAGGUCUAUUCUCUCGAUCACUGUCGACAAACUCUCUUCAAAGCAUCAAAAACAUCUUAGUCCACAACUGCUUGGAGCAGAAACGUCGACUGUACAAGGCUUGAUAUGAGCAGUCUCUCCUGUUAGUUUGAGGAAGACGGUGAGAAAUAUCGAAGAGAAAGCGGAAAAAAUUGGAAAAUCCAUGUGCACGUCUGGUUUGAAGAGUUGGUUUAGUCGCAGUAGACCAGUCCUUGAAAGUAAUGUUCCUCAUUAUUGCUGGUUGAAAAGCUCAUCAUUGAAGUUAAAUAAAGCAAUGGGCAGCACAGAAGGUACUUAGUUGGAGUCCAGCUCCCUGGGUUUGGACUGAACCUGUCCUUUUGCUGCAGUGUCUGUAUGUUUCUAAUGUGUUUGGGCCACUCCUGCCCCUUGUCCAAGGACGUACAGAUAUUGUGUGUGUGUGUAUAUGAAUGUUGGUCUUUUUGUAUGUGUAAGAAGCAAAACCCGACCUGAUAAAGACAUCAUCUCUCCAUUUUCCUCCCCAAUUUACCAGAAUGACAGGGUUUGUCGCCGGUCACUCUCCGGUUUGACGUCUUAAUGCGUUCCAUCAUACGGCCUCCUUUAGCCUGGCGAUGAGAAAGAGAGUGUGUGCUGAUGAGCUUACGCCUUCACACACACUCACUGGUGGCAACAUCAGGUUGCUCUCUUGAUUCUCCAACAACAAAAGAGGAGAGCGUCUGUGAUGUUUAACCAGCUCCGCCGGGGUCAAGAAUGUAGCCGGCUGGCGAGCGAACAGAAUUCCUAACACUGGAGUUCUUCUCCUCCCUCCUUUUGAAGUGGGACAUGACGGGAUUUCUGAGUGGAGCAUCUCCACCGAAUCACAGCAUCUCUGCCUGAAACCCAGACUGGGGUAACCUGGAGGGUCACCCCGAGUUUACUUUCUCAGAGACAGCGGUACAACACAAAGAAACAGAAUCUGUGAAGCUUAAGAUGUGGAUGGCCACAAAAAGAGGGUCAUUGUUCCUCCAAUCGUCUGUGCCUACUCACUGAUGUUUGUUAAACACACAACAGAGAAAUAAAGACUCUGAUUUCUGUCCGUGGAAUAACAAAACCCGGUGUUCUAGUAACCAUGUUACCAAUCUGAUUAAAGAAUCUAUAACCAUUUCAAUAUUGAAACAAGAUGAACACGCUUGGUUUGGAGCUGACUUGAAGCAGUUAUUUGUGUUUAUCAUAAACCCAUCUGCUCUAACAAACUAUGAAAGCCAAUUUAGACCCAGAUUAUCCAGUUUUAUUGGGUUAAAACCCCAUGAUGUCGGGAUAUUACAAAGCAGGUUGUUAGAUUGUUUUCUUUCUUCAAACUGCUCUAUUCUGCUUUCCUUCAAUAUAAUAAUCAAAACCAUAAAAGGACAAUUAGUAGAUUAUUUGUGCUUAAAUUGUACGAACUCCACUGAAUGUGGGUUGCUUGAAGGGUUCAUAUCAUUCAAAACACUUUACUUUCAGUAUAUUUUUUUCAGCAAAAUAAUUUUAUUGAUGUUAUAGUGUUGAUACAGAGGAAAGAUCACCUGCGUUGUAGGAGUCGCUGCUAGCCAUAGCCGCAUUCUUAGAUGAUUAAAUAUAGAUUUUUGUUCCCAGCUGCAGUGCACUGCAACAGAGACAGCAUAGUCAGGGCAAAGCAGGCGCCCAAAACAGGCCUACUGAAGUGUAAAGAGGAGAAAUGAAGUUCUACUGAUCAAUGAAUUAAGAUUUCUGGAGUAUUUCACUGGAUAAAUAAGGAAAUUUGCUGCAGUGCAGUGGGUGUAAACCGCUGAAUUGUGCUUACUGUGUGGCCUCCAAUAGUUAAAUGAAUAAAUAAGGCGUGGCAGUGGGCUGGCAAGGAAGAGUUGGGACCAUAAUAAACACACCAGAGUCAAAGACAAAUUUGAAAUGUGAUUUGGUGCAAUUAUACAAAGAAAACCUGAGAAAUAUUAAAAGACUAUGCUAUUCUACUUUAAAGAAAGAAAGGAAAUUCAAUAUUAAGAAUUUUAAGGGGAUUGUAUCACCACUGCCAAAAAAGGUAAAAAAUAAAUAUAUAUAUAAUACAUAAAAAUUAAUAAUACAUGUCUAAAGUGGGAAAAUUGCAUUCAGAAUGAUUGGGGCCCCUUACAGUUAAUAGUAGAACUAUUAUUCCCACUCAUUUACACAUCAGAGGUACUUUAUUCCAGAGCACGAAAUGAAUUCAAAUGUCUGGUCCGGUGUAGUUGUCUUAGGACGCCACAUGCCGUCGCAUGUACACGAUUGUUGUAGCGUGUGAAACGUCAUUGAAGUGAACUCAUUAGAAGCAGACAAUGUGCCAUUGUUUGUUAUUAUUUAUAAACUGAUCUUUCCUCAUCAAUUUUUAAUCACGUCCAUUGUCAGAGCUCCAGAUGUGUCUUAUAAAGACCUGUGGUAUUUGGAUUUACAGGCCUCAUGGGAUAAAGCAAUAAAUGGACCAGUGGGGUUCUGAAUGAGUGCAGUGGUGUGAAGGAGAGUAAUUACAGCUUCAUAUUAAUUGUGGUUUUUUUUUUCUCUCAUACACACUCCCCAAGUCUGUGGUGACAUCAAGGAGGGCCACGUCUUUGUGCCGAACACUUCAAGUUUCAAAAACAAGGCCAAUUGAAGCGGUGCAGCUCAAAGCCGGCACCAUUGUAGGCCAACACAUUGAGUUUUGAUUGGGGACAAUGGUGUUUCUCAAAUUUCUGCGAAAAAGAAAGCCAUACUCCAUCUGUGAUCUCAAUGAAGGUCUAUUCAUCAGCUUCCUUCUUUUCUCUGCCAUUCGGUGCCGGAGAAAAGGAGGCAGAUGUGGAGGGAUAGAGCCGGGGAAAGUGCAUUUUAAUUGGCUGCAGUGUGUGUGUGUGUGUGUGUGUGUGUGUGUGUGUCUUUACCUCGCUCUAAUACACACACACUGCAGCUCUACGUCACUAUAGGCCCUGCAGAAGUGAAGCCCAAUAAUCUCGCCAUGUUGAUGAAUACUUGUAGCCCAUUCAUUAAACAAAGAUAAUCCCUGCCAACCUUCCUCAGGGCCACAAAAACGCAUUAUAUCUGUGUGUGUGUGUGUGUGUGUGUGUGUGUGUGUGUGUGUGUGUGUGUGUGUGUGUGUGUGUGUGUGUGUGUGUGUGUGUGUGUGUGUGUGUGUGUGUGUGUGUGUGUGUGUGUGUGUGUGUGUGUGUGUGUGUGUGUGUGUGUGUGUGUGUGUGUGUGUGUGUGUGUGUGUGUGAGACUGGGGUGACACAGUGCUGGCUAGCAUCCCUGGCAGCCAGGAAACCUUGAAAUCAUUGAAAUAUUCAUAGGGCUGUCUGUGCCACGGAGGGUGAUCCCCCAUUUACAAAUAAGUGUUAUUCUAGCGGCUGAAGAGUCUCAGUGAGCCACUUCAGCUGGAGUGUUUGCAGCCCUCACCAGCCACACACACUCCAGAGCUGCUCACGUCCUCCAGCGCGGUCUGGCUGACAGCGCCACUUCUACUUAUAUUACCGCAUCGUACACAGCUUGGCGCUGCCUUCAAUACUUCCUCCUAGAAGAGUUUUUCACUCCAUGAUUCUUAUCUGAGCUGGCACUAUUUCAUUUCGACUGUAUUCACAUGAACAGAUGAAAAUGUUUACCUUAAUUGCUGAUAUUAGUAAUAGAAGUAAUAAAGUAGUAUAUUAGUGCUACUAUUCAACUACUGCCAGUUUUACAACUGGUACUACAGCAAGUAGUUCUUGCAUUGCCAGUACUACUGCUGCGAAAAAUACUGUUACUAGUGGUACUACUAUUACUGCUGCUGUAAAAACUAGCUCCACCACUACUGUUCAUACUACUCUGUAAAUGUAUAACUCUUACAUCUAACAUCAAUACUGCGGUGUAUUAUCUUGACUAUGACUGACUAAACGUCACCAAAUGACGUUUCCUGUUACAACUAUUAGCUCUAUUAAUGCUGCGAGUACACCAACUACUGCAGUAUUUCCAACACUAUUAAUACUGCUAGUUGAAAUACUAGUACUGCUGCUACAUCUACAUCUAAUAACAUGAGCACUAAUUAAUCCAUAAGUACUAUGAUGACUGCCAUGACUGGGGUUAAGUCAACUAGUUCAACUUCUAAUGCUGCCACUACUAUCACUAACAUGACUUGGACUCGACUGAAGCGACAACUUUAUCUACUACUCGAAACUAAUUUGACCACUGUGGUACUACAUGUGUUGCAGCUACAGUACAGGACAACUGCUACUGCUCCACUGUUUUACACUAUAAGAUGAAUUCUCACUCUGCGUUACUGGUAUGGACUUUUUGUGUUCUUUUUUUUGUUUGUUUUUGCUCUCAGAAUUGAAGUUCAAAUGCUUUCAUUAAUAUUUACUUUGAUAGAUGCAGUUGCCUUGUUUACGACUAUUUAAGAAUGCCACAAUUAAUUAUGAAAAAAAAAAAUUAUUACAAUUUUUAACUAUAAUUCUUUAUUAUAAUUAUUUAUAUUUUGUUGAUAUAGUACUUGUGCCGUUUCUGUUUGACUGUAUUUACAAUAAGAUUAAAAUAAGAACGUUUUUAUUCUAUAUUUAAGUAAUUACCCCCGUUGAAUGAUGCUGCUUUAUUUCAAGUUUACAUUGGUAUAUUUACUGUCUCAACCGAGCAAAAAUAAAUACUUAGCAAUGUAAGUAAAUACUCGGGUCGUAUUCUGAGUUUUGACAUGCGAUUUGUAGAUUUUGUGUUAAAGAUUUGUCGACAUUGCGGAACUAUUGAUCCAAAUAGAAAGUGAGUUAUGAGAAAGACGCAAACAAGACGCAAAAAAACGUCCUCCUUGUGGUGUUAAAAAAAGGAGACUCCGUGUUCCGGUCAAGCGUGUAAAUAGUGUAGUGGACCCCCGCCUGCUUCCUUUCUGCUCCAGCUCUUGUCCAUGUGCUACUCUAACCUCCGUCGCUCCAGCGGGGCGACGCGGGGAGGAGAUCCGAGCCAGUGGCGCUGCAGGCGGGGCGCCGGCGGUGGGAGAGGCCGCUCGAAAGAACCGCCAGCGGAAACAUGCUGCUACAUAUGUCGGGUCAAGCUAAGCUUUUGUUAUCUCUUUAAAAGAGUGUUUAAAAACCCACUCGGCUGCAGCCCUCGUCAAAGAAAUGAAAGCGUUUAGAAGGU
This is a messenger RNA of Synchiropus splendidus (mandarinfish), 11055 nucleotides long. RefSeq names its product Fas (TNFRSF6) associated factor 1 (gene faf1). Gene Ontology annotation, cellular component: endoplasmic reticulum; nucleus. Lineage: Eukaryota; Metazoa; Chordata; Actinopteri; Syngnathiformes; Callionymidae. The record is from RefSeq and is a predicted model, not a curated record. Gene Ontology annotation, molecular function: NF-kappaB binding; ubiquitin binding. The transcript is spliced from 19 exons. The coding region runs from base 393 to 2390 and encodes 665 amino acids.